This is a messenger RNA of Telopea speciosissima, 659 nucleotides long. RefSeq lists its product as uncharacterized. Lineage: Eukaryota; Viridiplantae; Streptophyta; Magnoliopsida; Proteales; Proteaceae. The coding region runs from base 11 to 529 and encodes 172 amino acids. Gene Ontology annotation, biological process: protein transport; 'de novo' cotranslational protein folding; protein unfolding. The record is from RefSeq and is a predicted model, not a curated record. The transcript has 2 exons. Gene Ontology annotation, molecular function: protein folding chaperone; ribosome binding; peptidyl-prolyl cis-trans isomerase activity.
CUGUGAACAAAUGGAGUUAGCUGUUCAGACCCUUUCCUUCAGUUCCCUAAUAAGCCCUAAGACAACAUGUCAAAAGAAAAUAAUGGACAUUGGCAUUUCAAGGUGUUUUCCCCGACAAGCCUCUUGCUCUCUUGGAAUGACUAAUAUUGUCCCAAAAUAUUUUUCAAGGACAAGUUGCAGAUUUUUUGCCUCUGCUUCUGCUGUAUCAGCAGAAAAUGUUUCCGCUGCUCCUUUUGAAGACUUCUCUGUUACAACCACCACUACCUCUAAGGCUACAGAGCUAAAGAUAAAAGUAGAUGUAUAUGGAGCCAAAACACAAGCUAUAUUUGAUGAUGUUUUCUCCGAGAUGGUUUCUGCAGCACAGCCUAUUCCUGGCUUCCAAAGAGUAAAAGGAGGAAAAACUCCCAAUAAAGGUUUGAAAGUCACAAGUGAUUUGAGAGUUAAUCAGAGCUUCGAAGAGCUUGAAUCUACAUUUGAACCUGGUGAAGCGUUCAGCUUUGACGCUGUAAUUCAGCUUCAAGGGAAGUAAUUAUUGACAGGGAUGAAACAACCUAAUGCAGUGAAUCCUCGAUGCUUAUAGUCCUGAAUUCAUUAUGUUGGUUGAUCUCAUAAUUUGGGUCACAGUAUUUGAGGUUUUUGAACUUGGAAGGUUUGCGACU